Molecule: messenger RNA, 837 nt
Organism: Zingiber officinale
Lineage: Eukaryota; Viridiplantae; Streptophyta; Magnoliopsida; Zingiberales; Zingiberaceae
Exons: 2
Coding region: 1-837 (278 amino acids)
Source: RefSeq, a predicted model, not a curated record
AUGGACAUCACAAUCAUAUGUCUCUGUCGCAUUAAUCUUCGUUGGGCCUUCUCCCGGUCUUUUGCGAGAUCAACAGCUGUUAUCCAUUCCAUCGUCUGCCAUUGGCUACGCCGCCUCCUCCGUAUGGAUCAGCCUCUGCUCCCCACAUCGUCGCCGCCUCCCUUGCCGGCGGACGGCUCCUCCAGCUUCCUACUCCGCCUCCUCCUCUUGCUGGCCGUCGCCGCCUUCUCACUUUGGGGCAACCACGAGGCCUCCAAAGGCAUCCAAAUCACCGUCCUCAGCGCCGCCGCGUCCUCCUCCUCCUCCUCGCCCCAUGCUCGCCGCUUCGAUCUGCUCUUCGUCGUCAACGGCCGCGCCGCGCGGCUCGUCGACAGCGCGGCCGACUCCGUGCAGCGCGCGCUCUACCCGGACGCCUCGUUCCCGCGCAAGCUGGUGGAGCGGGUAACGCUCGCCCUGGCGCCGCCGGUCGCGGCCGACGACGGCACCGUCGCCGUCGGCCGCGGCCGGCGCGAGGGCGAGUUCGUGGUGGAGGUGAAGCCGCGCGUGAUGGAGGCGGCCGAUGUGAGGGAGGCGGUGGGCCGGGCGCUGCGGCGGGGGGUGGCGAGGGUGUGGCUCUGGGACGGCCGCGGCCGGGCGCCGACGCGGGUGCUCGCCGCCCUCGAGGACUACCUGGCCACCUCAUCGCGGGACGCGUUACGCGGCGUGCGGGCGAGCCAAUCGAGAAACGACAGCGCGGGUACGGGAGCUGCAGAGGAGGAUUCGAUGUGCGUGGCUCGGCUGAAUAGGGCCAUGAAGGAGGAGUGGAACGAUCGCAUGCUCAUCGAAGCAUGCGCUUGA